AUGUCGAGAAAAUUUACAUUGAAAGAGGCCGUCGACUAUUUGGAAAAGCUAAUCGACGAAGAAGAAGGAGAUGACUUCAUGCAAGAUUUUGAUGAAAUUUAUAUUGAACCGCCAGAUGAAGAUGGAAAGAUAGUGCUCCCAUUCCAGUUUUUCCUGAACCGAAUUUCGAUGAUUGCCGUGAUAUAUAAUACGGUUUCGAAUAUCAAAGCAUACUGGAAUAGCGCAGAUGAUUUACGCAAUGAAAUGAUAUCCCAGACGAUGCGACGCAACAGAUUCCAAGAAAUACUCCGAGUGCUACAUUUUGAGCCGAACUUGCAUCCACCAGAAAAUAACAAGGAUAAGCUUUGGAAGCUGCGUCCGAUGAUGGAUCAUUUGAAAGCGAAUUUUCUGAAACAUUUCCAUCCAACACAACACCUUUCGUAUGACGAAAGCAUGAUCGCUUAUUUUGGGAAACAUGGCUGCAAGCAAUUUAUUAAAGGCAAGCCCAUUCGUUUUGGCUAUAAAGUGUGGUCUCUGUGCACACCGUCUGGUUAUUUGGUAAACUUCGAAGUUUACCAAGGCUCAAACCCGCGAUCAAAUCCAAAGUACGAAGAGAGAUUUGGAAAAGCAGCGGCACCGCUUUUAUCAAUGAUCGACGACUUCCCAGAAUACUUGAAAGGUUUGCCGUUUUCAUUCUUCUUUGAUAAUUUGUUCACUAGUUUUCCAAUGCUUGCUUAUCUGAAAGCCAGUGGAUACAAUGGCACAGGCACAAUGCGACAAAAUCGGAUCGUUGCAAGUUGUCCAGUAACGAAAAAAAAGGCGUUCAAGAAGAAACCACGCGGCACUAUUGAGGCCGUCAAAAUGCAAGAGACGGGCAUUCGAGUGACACAAUGGGUCGACAAUUCGGUUGUUUCCAUCGCUUCGACGUGUUUUGGAUCUUUGCCAACAUCAACAGCGGCACGUUAUUCAAAAGAUGCUGGAAAAAAAUAA
Sitodiplosis mosellana (orange wheat blossom midge) is the source of this 969-nucleotide messenger RNA. Its product is annotated as piggyBac transposable element-derived protein 3-like. The coding region runs from base 1 to 969 and encodes 322 amino acids. The transcript has 3 exons. Lineage: Eukaryota; Metazoa; Arthropoda; Insecta; Diptera; Cecidomyiidae. The record is from RefSeq and is a predicted model, not a curated record. Gene Ontology annotation, molecular function: sequence-specific DNA binding.